CCCGGUCCAUGAACCGCCCACCCCCCAUCAAUCCCACCUCACAAACCGCGCCCUCCUCUCCUCCCGUACACCGCCGCCGCUUCCCCCACAACCACCACCGCGCACCACCAACGGCAAAACCCUCCCCCAAAUUCGAACCUCCCCUCCCCUCCCCUCUCCUCCGCCGAUUCGAUGGAGGCGCCGCCGCCGCUGACGGCGGGCGCGGUGACGGAGAUAUGGGAGCUCCCGAACGGGCCGGCGACGUUCCAGCCGGUGCUGCAGGUCGCGGACCUUCGCCCCGUCGUCGCCAAGAACACGACCGCGGCGGCGGCCGCGGCGCAGCACUCGGAGCGGUUCCGCAUGCUGCUCUCCGACGGCGUCCACUCCCAGCAGUCCAUGCUCGGCACCGGCCUCAACGACCUCAUAAAGGACGGAACCCUCCGCGUCGGCUCCAUCGUCCACCUCACGGACAUGACGUGCAACACCAUCCAGAAACGCAGGAUCGUUAUUGUUGUCAAACUUGAAGUUCUCCAAAGUGAGUGCCCCAAAAUUGGGACACCAAAGAUUUAUGAGAAAAGCUUACCUGAGGAACAGGAGCCUAACUUACCGGCCAAUCCUGCUCAAACAAACAGUGGAAACUAUUCUGGCCCAGGCAUGCUGGGGUCUGCAGUUGCUCCAAGGGUGGAACAGAUUGGUAACAAUCUGUCAUAUGGUAGACCCAACAACGGUGGCCCAGGUGUGGACUCUUCAAUUUGUCAGUCUGUUCAACCUGGUGCUAACAAUGUGUUGUCUGGUGGAACUUAUGGUGCAAUGUCAGCACAUAACACAAUGAAUGCCAACGUGGUGCACCCAAACUCUCAUCAAAACCAAAGUUUUGCGGUUCCUGGCACAGGUGGGGGCUUUGGCCCUCCUGGCAAUAUAUAUGGGCGCCCUGCACAGCCUUCAUAUCAGCAGCCACCUCCACCCCAUAGAAAUAGUGGCCCAGUUGCUAAGAAUGAAGCUGCUUCUCGUGUUAUUCCAAUUUCUGCACUGAACCCAUACCAACGUACAUGGACAAUAAAGGCUAGGGUGACUGCGAAGGUUCAUGUCAAGAACUUCAAUAACGCAAGAGGUCCAGGAAAAGUCUUCUCCUUUGAUCUCCUUGAUGCAAAUGGUGGAGAAAUUCGUGCAACAUGCUUUGGCGUGGCAGUUGAUCAGUUCUAUGACUUAAUUGAGGUUGAUAAGGUGUACUUGGUAUCUAGGGGAUCGCUAAAACCUGCAAACAAGAGGUUUAGCCCUUUAAACAAUGACUAUGAAAUAAACCUUGAGCCUUCAUCAUCUAUAGAAGUUUGUUCUGGUGAUGAUAGCAGCAUCCCUAAGCAGCAGUUCAAUUUUCGGCAGAUCAGCGAAAUUGCAAACAUGGAUAAAGAUACCACGGUAGACUUGCUUGGUGUUGUUACUUCAGUUAGGCCUUCUUUUACAGUAAUGCUUAAGAAUGGCGGGGAAACCCAGAAAAGAGUCCUUCAACUGAAGGACAUGUCUGGUUGCAGUGUGGAAAUGACCUUUUGGGGUAACUUCUGUGAUGCUGAAGGUCAGCAGCUGCAGUCGCUGUGCGAUUCUGGUUUGAAUCCUAUACUUGCGCUGAAAUCUGGCCGAGUUGGUGAAUUCAAUGGCAAAACAGUGAGUACAACUAGCUCAAGUUUGUUAAAAAUAAAUCCAGAUUUCCCUGAAGCUGAAAGGCUGAGGCAGUGGUACAUAACUGAAGGAAAAAUUGCUGCCUGCACUUCUUUAUCUGGGGAAAUGUCAAGCAUGGGCAGGACUGAUGUCCGGAAAAAAACUGCACAGAUCAAGGAUGAACGCCUGGGGCAAUCAGAAAAGCCUGAUUGGAUCACCGUUCAAGGUGCAAUUUCACAAAUCUACACUGAUAAUUUUUGUUACCCAGCAUGCACCAGGGAGGUUAAUGGUAAAAGCUGCAACAAAAAGGUCACAAAUAAUGGUGAUGGGAUGUGGCUUUGUGAGAAAUGCGAUCAGAGCUCUGAAACGUGCGAGUAUAGAUACCUGCUGUCGUGCCAUAUCCAGGAUCAUACUGGGUUCACUCAUGCAACUUCGUUCCAAGAGGCUGGCCAGGAGAUAAUCGGCCUCUCAGCACAAGAUCUUUUCAGGAUAAAGCAUGAAGAGCAAGACGAUGUACGGUUUGCAGAAAUCAUACAGCAGGUCCGUUUUCAGCAAUACCUAUUCAAGCUGAGAGUCAAGGAAGAAGUCUAUAAUGAUGAGCCGCGUGUGAAGUGCAACAUUGUUAAGGCUGAAAGAUACGACCCAGUGAAAGAGAGUCGUUUUUUUCUGGGGGCCAUUGAUAGCCUUUUGGCGGAGGACACUUCAGGCUCUUCCCCUGGGCUGAAUGGUGGUCCUGCUGUUAAUGCUGGCUUCGCCAACUCAGAAGCUGGACAGAGUGUGCCAGCCUCCAACAAUUCCUAUGCCGUGAAUAUGGGUGGCCCAAAUCAGUUUGGGCAGCAAUUCAGCGCAUCGAUCGGGAUGCCGGCUGCACCAUCAGCGACACCAGCAGCAGGUAGCGGCUUCGCACCUAAUUCCUAUGGUCCUUCAGCUGCCAAUGCCAGCUCAGGCUUGUGCUUCAAAUGUAACCAGCCCGGGCACUUUUCAAGAGACUGUCCAGGGCAGGCUGCCCCCUACAGUUCUUCGGCUGGCGGCAACGCCAACACUGGUCUGUGCUUCAAAUGUAAUCAGCCUGGGCACUUCGCAAGAGACUGUCCAGCGCAGGCUGCUGGCCACCAGCGCCAGACGUAUGCGAAUGGCGCCGCGGCAGGAGGAUACAACAGGCAAUCCUAUGUUGGUAGCUAAGUAGUUUGGCCGAUCACUUGUUUUCUGUUCUCUACUUUGGUACUGCUUGUAGUAUUUUCAUGUACCUGCACUACUUGGUCUUGAUUGUCAAUAGAUGUUGACUGGACAA
Molecule: messenger RNA, 2923 nt
Organism: Aegilops tauschii subsp. strangulata
Lineage: Eukaryota; Viridiplantae; Streptophyta; Magnoliopsida; Poales; Poaceae
Product: replication protein A 70 kDa DNA-binding subunit C
Biological process (GO): nucleotide-excision repair; meiotic cell cycle; double-strand break repair via homologous recombination
Cellular component (GO): nucleus; DNA replication factor A complex
Molecular function (GO): zinc ion binding; single-stranded telomeric DNA binding; damaged DNA binding
Source: RefSeq, a predicted model, not a curated record